AUGCCCAUCGAUACGCAAGCGGUCUUUACUGCAGAGGCUCUUCUCAGUAUUGCUUGGGGGUCCUCGGGGGGUUUCUAUAUCCCUUCGGAUGUCUUCAUUGACUCAGAACCGUGUAACGACGACAUUUUUCGAUCCACCUUUCAUGGGCAACACCCUGAGAAUGAUCAAAAGCCCGGGCGUCAGUUGUCCCAAGAGGAACUGUCGGUGCUGCUGAAGGAACUGGUAGGGCAAAUGCUAUGGAUCAAGGUCAAGGGCAAUUUGGAUGAAAGAAAUGAUCGUUCGCAAAUCUUGAAGUUGGGUUUGUGUACUUCGGAGUCUAAUCUUCCGAGGUUUUCGUUCACCUCGGUAGGCAUCGCAUUCGGCCGGAAGCAUUUGUGGAUCCCAACCAUACGUCUGGAACAGAGGGCAGGAUUCGUCAUUAGUCCAGAAGGCUUCCCAUUGAAUGCAGGUCUCAUGGAAAUGCCUUUCCAGUGCCGUGCUAUUUGUGGGCAUUUCCACCAAGGGCAACAAAGGCAGUGCAAGAGCCUUGAGUACCGAACACGCAAUCCAGGACAGCAAAUAUCGCAGAUAACAUUUGAAAGGUCCGCUAGCAAUUGGCGACAGACAUGCCGUGAAGGGGCAGCGGGCUACGUCUGGAUUAUACCGCUUUUCCGUUAUGAUACCUGUGCCUGA
Molecule: messenger RNA, 672 nt
Organism: Guyanagaster necrorhizus
Lineage: Eukaryota; Fungi; Basidiomycota; Agaricomycetes; Agaricales; Physalacriaceae
Exons: 5
Coding region: 1-672 (223 amino acids)
Source: RefSeq, a predicted model, not a curated record